GUAUUUCAGCGCCGGUGUUGGCCGGACAGGCACGUUCAUGGUCAUAGACGCUAUUAUAGACAUGAUGAACGAAGAAAAGAAGGUCGACGUUUUUGAUUUUGUUUUGAAAAUCCGUGGUCAACGCCCCCAAAUGGUUCAAACUGAUAUGCAGUAUUCAUUCAUUUACCAAGCCUUACUAGAGUACUACCUCUACGGCGACACAGAACUAGAUGUGGCCUCAUUAGAAAAGCACCUUCAGACAUUGUACAGUCCGGCACCGCCAUUUGAGAAAGUUGGUCUAGAACAGGAGUUUAAAAAACUAACAAAUGUUCGAAUAAUGAAAGAAAACAUGAGGACGGGGAACCUGCCGGCCAACAUGAAGAAGGCCAGAGUCAUCCAGAUUAUCCCAUAUGACUUCAACCGAGUGAUUCUGUCAAUGAAGAGAGGGGAAGAAUACACAGACUAUAUCAACGCUUCCUUUAUUGAUGGCUAUCGACAGAAAGACUAUUUUAUCGCAACUCAAGGUCCUCUGCCGCAUACGGUGGAGGAUUUCUGGCGGAUGGUGUGGGAGUGGAAGUGUCACACAAUUGUGAUUCUCACAGAACUGCAGGAAAGGGAGCAGGAAAAAUGCUGCCAGUACUGGCCGUCCGAGGGCUCUGUGACCCAUGGAGAAAUAACUAUAGAGAUGAAGAGUGACCGUUUACUAGACGCCAUCAGUGUCAGAGACUUCUUAGUUACAAGCAAUCAGGAGAAGCCGGCACGGCUGGUUCGACAGUUCCAUUUUCAUGGCUGGCCUGAGAUAGGAAUUCCCGCCGAAGGGAAAGGGAUGAUCGAUCUUAUUGCAGCCGUCCAAAAACAGCAGCAACAGACGGGCAACCACCCAAUCAUUGUACAUUGCAGCGCUGGAGCCGGCAGAACAGGGACAUUCAUUGCCCUCAGCAAUAUCCUGGAGCGAGUGAAAGCCGAAGGACUACUCGAUGUUUUUCAGACUGUGAAAAGUUUACGAAUGCAACGGCCGCACAUGGUGCAGACACUGGAACAGUAUGAAUUCUGCUACAAAGUGGUACAAGACUUUAUUGACAUAUUUUCUGAUUACGCCAAUUUCAAGUGAAGGACUUGAGCGCGGUUUAUACAAAGGACUAAUUCAUAUGAUAUAUUUUAUUGUUAAUUUAUCUUGUUUCUGGUUCUCUGCUUUUUGUAUUCUUCUCUGCUACCAAAUAACAAACGCUCUCUGCUUCUGGUUUAACAUCCGGUAUGGUAUGACUUACAGAUUCCAAUACCAUAAAAAAAUAAAAGCUUCCUGAUGUGAAGAAGA
Bufo gargarizans (Asiatic toad) is the source of this 1294-nucleotide messenger RNA. RefSeq names its product receptor-type tyrosine-protein phosphatase epsilon-like. Gene Ontology annotation, molecular function: protein tyrosine phosphatase activity. Bases 38 to 1090 code for a protein of 350 amino acids. Gene Ontology annotation, biological process: protein dephosphorylation. The transcript has 9 exons. The record is from RefSeq and is a predicted model, not a curated record. NCBI's taxonomy places the organism in Eukaryota, Metazoa, Chordata, Amphibia, Anura, Bufonidae.